Molecule: messenger RNA, 379 nt
Organism: Drosophila ficusphila
Lineage: Eukaryota; Metazoa; Arthropoda; Insecta; Diptera; Drosophilidae
Product: kunitz-type serine protease inhibitor vestiginin-5
Exons: 2
Coding region: 28-345 (105 amino acids)
Molecular function (GO): serine-type endopeptidase inhibitor activity
Source: RefSeq, a predicted model, not a curated record
UCACUCAGUUGCCCGUCGCCCGUCGAUAUGUCUCGACUUAAUCCCGCGUCGGUGGUGCUUUCGCUCCCGUUGGUGUUGGUGGUGCUGAUGCUGAUCCACCACCAGGGCUCAGAAGCCCGAUUCACAUUACCCAGUAUUUGCCGAAAGCCGCCUCCCCGUUCCGAGGGCGUUUGUGCCAUCGAUAUUGAGGGACACUACUUCGAUCCCGCGGAUAUGGACUGCAAAUUGUACCAGAUCGGCGGCUGCCACGUGGUUCCUGGCCAGAGUUUCGGCAGCAUGCAGGACUGCGUUUCCACCUGUAUUCAUGGAUUCCGGCGUUCUCAUGACUUUUAUUUGAACGAAUAACACUAAUAAAUGCGUAAACAAAUGUUCGAGUGAA